Aricia agestis (brown argus) is the source of this 2703-nucleotide messenger RNA. RefSeq names its product Fc receptor-like protein 5. Lineage: Eukaryota; Metazoa; Arthropoda; Insecta; Lepidoptera; Lycaenidae. The transcript has 15 exons. The coding region runs from base 282 to 2579 and encodes 765 amino acids. The record is from RefSeq and is a predicted model, not a curated record.
GCGUGAGCGGACGUUCGUUCAGUUUUUCGCCAACCUUUUUCGAACGUGGAUUUGUGACUGUGUUUGUUCAGUGGCUUGUGGGGACUUUGUUAUUUUCAUUGGAUUUGGAAUCAAAAUUGGCAUCGAAGACAAAGCCUAAUCGUCAUCGCGGCAUCCUCCAAGAAUUUGUUCUCUACCGGUGAUACACUUGGCUGAUUUAGGCGAUAUCUUCGAUGAGCAAUGUGACAGGUUCACGAGCAGCAGCUAACAGUCCUGGCUAAGAGCUGAGCGCGGGAGCAUGGAUGGGCCAUAGGAUGCGCGUCGUCUGGGCGCUCAUAUACUUCAUGGUCUCCGUAACCCCCACACACACCUUCAUCCCCGGAGCUGAUGGUCCGGUGAUAGCCCAGGAAGCGCUGGAGGGCGGUUCCACCUCUCUGUUCUGCGACGCCUCCGCCGACCCCAACGACGAGCUCAUGCUGCUCGUCUGGUACAAGAACAACGCACCCAUCUACAGUUUCGACGCCCGCGUCAGAACCGAAUGGUCCAACCCAUCCUACAACACCACCAGCCGUCUGACCGCCGACGUCAACCAGCAGCCCACCGCCCUGACCGUUAACAACCUGCGGGGCGACGACCAGGCCCUCUACCACUGCAGGGUGGACUUCCUCCUCGCACCCACCAGAAAUAUUGGAGUCAACCUUACUGUUAUCGUACCGCCGAGUCGGCCGUUUUUCCUGGACGAGUUGGGGAACAAAGUGGGCAGCAAAAUCGGGCCGUACCAUGAAGGUGACACGCUCGUCCUCAGCUGCCUAGUAAUUGGAGGUAGACCACCACCGAAAAUUAGCUGGUAUUCCGGAGACGACUUGGUGGAUGCUUCAGACGGAGAGAGCGACAUUCCGGGUGUGAAAGAGAACGAGCUAUAUCUUCCUCUCACUCGGAACAACGCUCAAGCCCUCUCGUGCAGGGCGACUAACACGGAUUUGACUGAACCUGUGAUAUCUACUCUUCAGAUUGACUUGUAUUUGGCAGCGUACAACGUUUCCAUAAGCUGGGUGCGGGGAACGGUUGAGGGUACUCUCCAGGCCGGCAAGCAGGUGGUAGUCAAGUGUGUGGCGCACGGUUCUCGACCGCCCCCGGAGCUGAGCUGGUGGCUGGACCACAGGCACCUGACGCAGCAUAGCAACCAGAGUUGGGACAACGCGACCGGUAUAGCGUCGUCGCACCUGCAGCUGACGCCGGCGGUGGGCGACCACGGCGCGACGCUCGCCUGCGUCGCCACCAACACUGCCAUGCCGCCGGGGCGGGACUCCAAGGCUGACCUCACCAUACUCAAUGUUACCUAUAGUCCAGUAGUAGAAAUUUCAAUGAAAGGAGAUGGAAGACUCAAUCAAGUGUCCGAACUGGACACUCUUCACCUAGAGUGUGAAGUAAAAGCCAACCCACCUGUAGUUAAAUAUAAAUGGUUUUAUAAUGACAUAGAGAUAGGCGAGAACAGUUUGUGGGGCAGCAGCACGUCGUCUGCGACGCUGGUGGUGGAGGAGACGACGCGGGAGCUGGCCGGCCGCUACUGCUGCUCCGCGCUCAACGGCGUGGGCGAGACCAGGAGCGACACCCUCAAUAUCACCGUACUAUACCCACCUGAAUGCUCAGAGCAGGGAAUAAAGUUGGUUGGGGAGACUCUACAAUGUAUCGUGAGGAGUCUUCCGCCUCCCGAUACCUUCUUCUGGCACGUUCAGCCCUCUGACGAGGAGGUGCAACAUUUAACUUCGGGAUCUGCCUAUUUGCCACUCUCCCAAAUAACCGGUUCACUGGCCACCACGCUAUCGGCGAGCUGUGAAGCCAGCAACGGGAUAGCUUCUCAAGAUAAAGCGUGCCAGAAGAUUUUCCACUUCGAAAGCCUGAGACCACCCCAACCUCAGCAAUGUGAUUUGGCGUACGAGUUUGAGGAAUUCCAAAUGAGAUGUGUACCAGUUGAGAACGCAACGUACUACGAAGUAUCGGUUUGGAGACUAUCGACGUCAAACUCGUCUUUGAUGUUGGAGCGACGCGGUUCCAUGGGGUACGGGACAGGUAGAGCGCUGGCUCGUGGAGGCACUCCCUGGCUGGUUCGGGGGGCGCUGGGAUCCUUGGGGCCGGGAGACGAGGCUGGUGCCGCCGCCUGCAACAGAUACGGCUGUUCUCCUGCACUGCUAUUGCGACCGACGGAGAAUUUGUUAGAUGCUGCAUCUGUGCCGUGGUGGAAAUUCCUAACCGAAAAAGACUUCGGCAUAUCAAUAGGCGCAGUGAUACUAGUCGCAGUCUUUAUUCUCUCAACCUGGCUGGCUGUGCGACUGGCGAGGCGGACACGUGCGAAGCCCCCGGCUCCCGUCAUACAGCUGGUGCAUCUAGACGACGCUUCCAGAGAAUACCUCGACACAUUAGGAGAACAAAAGGUACGAGCAUCGAAUAGUCUCCGGUCGUGCAGUAGCGGCUACUCAGAUGGGUCCAUGGAGUCCGUCCCCACCAUAGACAGAAGAAGGAAGUCCCGUAACAACCUGUGGACUUUCGAACCUCCUCCGCCAGACGUCACCUUGACUCUAUCCAGGGAAAGUGCUGUGUAAAGUGUAUUUAUUUAGGAAAGGACCUAUUUAUUUAUGAGACUGUACAUAAUGUUUGGAAGUGAUUAAAAUCUCUAACAAGUGUCAAAUUAUUUGAAUAUGUAUCUAAUUACUACAUAGGAAAACA